Messenger RNA from Closterium sp. NIES-67, 4049 nucleotides. The record is from the annotation of a GenBank genome assembly. Lineage: Eukaryota; Viridiplantae; Streptophyta; Zygnematophyceae; Desmidiales; Closteriaceae.
UGCCUUUCACUGCCACAACCAGCAACUCGAGGCACUAGUGUGAACAACCCGCUCUGCCACGCCACCACCACAAGCCGCUGCAUCCAUGUUGGGGCAAGGAGCCGUACAGCAGCAAGAGUGAGCUGCCAAACGACCAGCGCCCGUCCUUAUCACCCAGAACCACGUCGCAGCAUUGUCCAUGGAACUACGUCACCGUCCGAGAGCUGGGCAUACAAUGACGGAGUGUCGCGCCGCGCACCGGUGGUUGCGUCGCCACGUCGAGUGGGCUAUGCCACAAGUGGCAUGACACGUCCCGUCACGCGCGGAGGCAUUUGCCCUACCACACCACGGGCACUGUGAUGUGAAUCGUCCCUCUCACCACGUCUGGCCCUGCCCUACUCCACGAUUGCGUCUCCCAGCUGAGAGCGCACACACCGUCUUUUCCAGGUACCCCCCCCCCCCCCCCCUCCCCGUCCGCGUCCCCGCGCGCCAUGAAUCUGGUGCGCAAGAUCCGCCAGCUCAGCGCGGACCGCCGCUCUCGCCGCAGCGCGGCAAGCGCCACCAGCCGAGGAGGGAGCGAGGACGUCUGCACCAGCGGCGGCGGCGGGCCCGGAAGCUGCGCCUCGUGGGCUGACGUGUCGUGUGUCGUAAGUAACACAGCCGCGUCGCCACCCCGGGAGGCUCCGCCCGCGGACAACCGCAAUGCCCCCGCUGAGCCGCUACCCGGCGGCGGAUGUAGCUCGGCUCGCGAGUCUCGACGGUCGUUCGAGCUCCCUCCGCUCCGGGCGUCGCCGGGCCGCAACGGAGCGAUCACGCCGCCCCCCGUGGCCGGGCGCAUCUGCCUGAGCAGCAGCUACGACUCCUCGCACCGCCCCCCGCUCCCUGUCCCACCCGCCUCGAGCGCCGCGCACCAGCUGCACUCCACUGCGGACGGAGUAGCUCCAGUCAGCCGGCUCGGGAGACGAAACGCGCCGAUCGGGGGGGAGGAAGAAGCGCGGAAUGCGGGGGAGGUCGGAGAGGCGGCUGCGGAGAGCGGGCACGCUCUGAAGGGGAAGGGGAAGGGGAAGGGGAAGGGUACUGCGGAGGGGAUGGUGGCACGGGGAAAGGCGGAGCCGCGGAGCGAGGAUGCGGUGGGCGACGGCAGGUCGUGCGACGAGGGGGAGUUGUCGUCGUGCGAAGAAAUCGCAAGUGACGACGGGGGUUUGACGCCACCGCCGCACUUUGCGGGCCAGCAGGAGCACUCGCGGACAUUCCACCUGUACGCAGGUAGCAACGGCAGCGCCGGCGGCGGCAGCGGCGCGGGAAACGCCGCAGCGGGGGCGAGCGGCGCGCACGGCGCGGGGCUCGCAGGGCAGAAUAACGCGCGCGGGGACGGCGCGGGCAGCGGGAGCGGAACGAAUUCCCUGUCGGCGUGGCGGUGGCACCAGAGCAAUAAGGUGGCGGAGUGGUUGCUGGCGCUCCCCGCGGACCUCGCCCCGCCCUGCGACUCCGACUUCUCCUCGCUGCUCGACCCCCCCCACGCGCACGCCGCCGCUAAUGGCGCCGCUGCCGACGCGCCGAAGAGAGACCACGGAACCGGGGGGAAGGGGGGGGAGGGUGCGGGACAGGUGCUGGGGGAGGGGGCGCAGGGGGCAGCGGGAGUUGGGGCGGAAUCGGAAGUGGUUAUCACCUCUGCUGCUCUGGGCGCAGCGGCGGAAGCGUGCGCGGAGAGGCAGGGGGGGCUGUCGCCAGUGAAGGUGGUGGCGGGGGGGACGUCUGGGGGGGUUCAGUCGUGCACUGCGUCGGGCACGCCUAGCCCCAGCCAACCGAGCCCGCGCGCCGUGGUCGGCGGAGGCGGAGGCGCGGAUGAGAAGGGAGGGGAGGGUAAGGGACAGGAGGAGCAAGAGCAGGCGGAGGUUGCGGAGGAAUUGGUGGAGGGGACGCAGGGAGCGGUUGGGGGAGACCAGCAGCAACAGCAGCAGCAGCAGCAUAUACCCCUGCCAAAGCGCCCACCCCGCCAGCCCGAUGACGUGGAAGGCAUGGUUGCUGACCUGGCACCGCUUUGCAGCACUGGCGACGGCGGGGCAGGCGAGAGCGCAGCAGAGGCGGCGGAGCGGCAGGUGGGUGCUGCUCGCGCGCUGAGGCAGCUGGCGCGCGGAGGGGAGGAGACGCGUGACUCCAUAGUGGCUGCAGGCGCCGUUCCAGCGCUUGUGCUCAUCCUGCAACACGCUGCCGACGCUGCUGCUGCCACUGCUGCUGGUGCUACUGGUGCUGCAAGUGUAGGUGCGUCCGUUAGCAACAGCGGCAGGAAAGAUCCUGCUGGUGGUGGUGCUUCCAGCUCCGUUGCUGUGCUGGCAAACCCGUUAGUGGACUACUCGAUAUCAGCGCUGGUGAACCUGAGUGUGUGCCGGGGCAUCAAGGCGAUCAUCAACGAUGCGGGCGCUGUGCAGCCCCUCAUUGUUCUGCUGCGCGGUUCCGCCGUCCCCAUCACUUCCACCUCCCCCUCCCCCUCCCCCUUGAUAGGAGACUCUGACCCGCGCUCAGACGCCCACAGCCGCAGUUACACACAUGGCCACGGGCACUCACAGAGCCAUUCCUCGCGCCACUCACACUCCCACUCUCACUCGCACUCCCACACGCACACUCACCUACCAACCCACAGCCACGGCCACCAGGCAUCCGCUCCAGCUCCCAGCCUGUCGUCCCCUGCCGCGCUACCUCCCGCCGCCACGUCCCCGUCCACGCGCGCCAAUGCAGCCGUGGCGCUGUACUCUCUGUCGAAGCUCGACGACGCCAUGCGCGCGCACAUGGGCGACCUGGGUGGCGUGGAGGCGCUGGUGGGCUUCCUGGCGGACGGCAGUGUGAGCAAGGGGCGCAAGGACGCUGUCACCGCGCUGCACAGCCUCUCCACCGUCGCCCCCAACCGCCCCAGGCUCGUGCGCGCCGGCGCCGUGCCCAUGCUGCUCGACUGGGUCGCUGCCAGCAAGAAACCCGCCGGCGCCGGCGCCGCCGCUGCUGCUGGUGCUGAUGGUGCCUGUAUAGCUGCUGGGGGGAGCGUGGUGGGCAGCCAGAGGGGCAUCAGCGAGGAGGACGACCUGGUGAUGGUGGAACGCGCGCUGGCAGUGCUGGCGCAGGUGGCGGCGUGCGAGGAGGGCCGCGCCGAGAUGGCUGGACGGGGCGGAAUCGAGACGCUGCUCGUUCUGGUGCAGAAUGGAGGGGGCCCCUCGGUGGCGUGUGCGGAGUACGCGGUGGCAGCGCUGCUGGCCCUGGCGAACAGCAGCUCCACGCUGCGCCGCAAGCUGCAUAGCCUCAACCUGGGGCCUGCGCUCACCCAACUGGCUGCCAGCUUCAGCCCCAAGGCCAAGGGCAAGGUCAAGAAGCUCCUGGACAUACUUCAUGUCCACUGAAGCAGCCAGCCAUCCAUGACAGUCGCUGCAUGCUCUUCUGCUUUCAGCCUGACCUCCCCUCAGAUAGCCCCUGCCACUCAUGCAUGUGCACCUCUUCCUUUCAAGCCCGCCUUCCCAAUAACAUUCACUGCGGCCCGCCUUCCUUUCAAUAGUAAUUAUUUCAUUUUUUCUCCAACCUCUCCCUACCAUUCGCUCGCCAUCAGCCCCUUUCGGCCCAAGACCUCUUCUCUCUUUCUCUCUCUCUCUCUCUCUCUCUCUCUCUCUCUCUCUCUCUCUCUCUCUCUCUCUCUCUCUCUCUCUCUCUCUCUCUCUCUCUCUCUCCCCCUCUCCCCCCCCCCCCUCACCCCCCUCCCUCUACCCACUUGCCUGCUUCCCUCUCGCACUAGCUUGCUCCCUUCAACCGCAUGUCCUCUGAUGUAUGAGUCCUCUGCCUGUCAUGACGUGCCUCAACAAACCUCUGGCCUGUCUGGAGAUAACCGCUGCUACCAGGCUUGACAACCGCAAGGUUAGAGCUACCCGUCCCACCACCAGCAGUUCCCCACAAUCGAAGUUGUAACACAUCACAUGAUGUGCUUGCGUGUGUAUUGAUGGCAAACGAUGGCUGGAAUUCCGCCCUGAUUUGUUUUUUCUUGUUGCUUUGUUUGUCCAAGGAAAUAAAACGCUUGCUUCCAAUAUGGUACUUAU